Molecule: messenger RNA, 3674 nt
Organism: Bactrocera latifrons
Lineage: Eukaryota; Metazoa; Arthropoda; Insecta; Diptera; Tephritidae
Gene: Mdr49
Product: multidrug resistance protein homolog 49
Biological process (GO): transmembrane transport
Cellular component (GO): membrane
Molecular function (GO): ABC-type transporter activity; ATP hydrolysis activity; ATP binding
Source: RefSeq, a predicted model, not a curated record
GUAAAAGAUUCGUAAUUCGCCGAAAGUUUGAAAAAAUAAUUGUGAAAGGCCAGAUCCCGAUGCUUUAAUACACUUAACAGGGAAAGACUAGUAUCCUCUAGUUUAUUCAAAAGAGCGUAAAAAUGGUUAGCAGUAGCUAUAAUGUUUCAAUACAAGGUCCUUCGGAUCCUGCUGAAAACUUCAAAAAAUCAGAGGGUUUGCCAGGACCAAGCGACUUUCAGGGAACACGAAAUGAGAGUCGUACUACAGAAAAGAAGUAUCCUUAUUUGGAGCUGUUUCGCUAUGCCAGCAUAUGGGAUCGUCUGAUAAUGGUCAUCGGUAUGCUUGCGGCAUCGCUGUCUUCAAUUUGCGUGCCAUACAAUGUCAUCAUUUACGCCGAAUUCACCACUUUGCUCAUAGAUCGCGAUGUGGGCAUUGGCACUUCAACGCCUGCACCAAUCUUGAAUAUUUUCGGCGGUGGCAAGACGCUCACAAAUGCAACUCACGCCGAGAAUAUGCAGGCUGUUAAAGAUGAUGCGCUGGCUUUUGGCUUGGGGACGGUGGCUGGUUGCAUGGUCCAACUAUUGCUUUUAAGUUUGGCAGUCAUGAUAUUGAAUAAAGUAGCGCUCAGACAGAUCGCGAAAAUUCGAAAAUUGUUUUUGGAGUCCAUAUUACGUCAAGAUAUGUCUUGGUAUGACACUUCUGCCGGUAAUGCCUUCGCCAACAAAAUGACAGAAGAUUUAGAUAAAAUGAAGGAGGGCAUGGGCGAAAAAGUCGCAAUGUUUGUAUUUCUCAUAACGACGUUYGUYGCGGGAGUUAUCUUCUCUUUUGUCUAYGGCUGGCUCUUAACACUGAUAGUGAUCACUUGCUGUCCAUUCAUUAUUGUUUCUACCGCGCUGGUGGCUAAAAUUCAGGGCACYUUCACAGAAAAGGAGUUGAAGGCUUACUCGAAUGCCGGUGCGGUCGCUGAAGAAGUCUUCUCGGGCAUACGUACUGUACUUGCCUUUAGCGGUGAACGCAUAGAAACUGAGAGAUUUGGCAAAUUGCUGGUGCCAGCUGAGAAGAUUGGUCGAAAGAAAGGCUUUUACUCCGGUGUCGGCUCCGGCAUUAUGUGGUUCAUCAUUUAUAUUGCCUAUGCGAUCGCUAUAUGGUUUGGAAUUAAAUUGAUAUUGAAAUAUCGCUAUAUGGAUGAUAAAUUAUACACGUCGGGUUCGCUGGUUAUCGUACUUUUCAGCAUCAUCAUGGGUGCACAGAACUUGGGUUUCUCACUGCCACAUGUGGAGGCAUUYGCAACGGCAAAGGGUGCGGCACAAAAUGUCUUUGCCACCAUCGAUCGCAAGUCAGCGAUUGAUCCGUUAAAUGAGAGUGGUGAMAAAUUGGAGAAUGUGAUCGGUGACAUAAGUUUCGAAAAUUUACAUUUCCGUUAUCCAGCACGAUCCGAUGUACAAGUACUCAAGGGCUUCUCUUUGGAAGUUCGCGCUGGACAAACCGUUGCGUUAGUGGGACCAUCUGGUUGUGGUAAGUCCACCACACUACAGUUGUUACAGCGUUUCUAUGAUGCGCCCAGUGGUUGUGUACGUCUYGAUGGGCGUGAUCUCCGUGGAUUGAACGUSGGGUGGUUACGUUCACAAAUAGGUGUAGUCGGUCAGGAACCAGUAUUAUUCGCUACUACCAUUCGUGAAAAUAUACGYCAAGGCAAAACCACAGCGACACAAGAAGAAAUCGAGCAAGCCGCACGUAUGGCCAAUUGUCACGAAUUCAUACUCAAACUACCUAAUGGUUAYGACACGAUGGUGGGCGAACGUGGCGCUCAAAUGUCUGGUGGCCAGAAGCAACGUAUAGCCAUUGCACGUGCACUCAUACGGAACCCGAAGAUAUUGUUGCUGGAUGAGGCAACCUCAGCUUUAGAUCCCACAUCCGAGCGUCGUGUGCAGGAUGCGCUCGAUGUGGCCAGUCAAGGACGUACCACGUUGGUGGUUUCACAUCGUCUUUCGACAGUGACAAAUGCUGAUUUGAUUGUGUUUGUCAAAGACGGUAUGGUGGCUGAGCAGGGUACACACGAUGAACUUAUGCGCUCGGGUGGUCUUUACUGUAAGUUGGUAAUGAUAUCGAAACGUAAGGAAGAAGAAGAGGCUUUGGCGAACACCUCCAAUGCAGUGCGACAGCGUAAGCAACAAGCUGGCGAUUGUUCGAACGUGCAGGGUGCAACGGGUUCGCGCAUYGGCAUCAUUGUGCAAGCAAUCUCUACUCUAACCAUCGGCGUAAUUCUAUCGUUUACAUACUCCUGGAAUUUGACACUGGUCACUCUGCUUACYGUGCCGCUCGUGUGUGCGUGCAUACUUUUCGAAGCACGAUUUAUGGAGGCGAGUACGAAUGUAGAGCGGCUAGCAAUUGAAGAUGCGUCGCGUGUUGCGGUGGAGGCAAUAGCUAACAUACGCACUGUAACCAGUCUGGGCCAGGAACGCCAUGUGCUUGAGCGCUAUUGCGAGCAAAUAGACAAAGCCGAUAAGGCGUGUCGCAAGAAGGUGCGUUUCYGCGGUGUGGUCUACGGUAUGGGGCAAACGGCACCGUUCUUAGCCUAUGGCAUUUCUUUGUACUAUGGUGGUAUUCUAGUAGCCAAUGAUGAAAUACCGUAUGCGAAUAUUAUAAAAGUCUCCGAGGCUCUAAUUUUCGGCUCAUGGAUGUUAGGACAGGCUCUGUCAUAUGCGCCCAAUGUUAGCGCUGCCGUGCUGUCAGCAGGACGCUUACUAAAACUGUUUCAACGUACACCCGCUGUGUACAGUCCCGCAGAUAAGCCAUACAACACAACUAUGAAAUCUGGAGGCGACAUUACUUACGAAAACGUCGAUUUCAAUUACCCGAAUCGCAAAGGCAUAACUAUACUGCAGAACCUUAAUUUGACCAUCAAAGGCGGCACUACAGURGCYUUGGUUGGACCUUCAGGUUCGGGCAAAUCCACAUGUGUACAGCUGCUGUUACGUUAUUAUGAUCCUGUUCGGGGUAAAGUCAAUUUGAGUGGAGUACCAACAACGGAAUUCUCAUUCGAUAGCUUACGUUCCGGCAUGGGUCUAGUUUCGCAAGAGCCCGUUCUAUUUGACCGAACCAUUGCUGAAAAUAUCGCGUACGGCAACAAUUUCCGCACAGAUAUUCCGAUGGCUGAAAUUAUUGAAGCAGCCAAGAAAUCGAACAUACAUCAGUUCAUCACCUCCUUACCGCAAGGCUACAACACACGUUUGGGCAGCAAAGGCGCUCAACUGUCCGGGGGUCAGAAGCAACGCAUUGCCAUAGCACGCGCUAUGGUACGUAAUCCAAAGAUAUUGAUAUUGGAUGAGGCUACGUCUGCAUUGGAUAUGGAGAGUGAGAAGGUGGUGCAAGAAGCCCUUGAUGCGGCACGCAGUGGUCGUACUUGCCUUACCAUUGCGCAUCGUCUGACCACAGUGAGGGAUGCGGACCUAAUCUGUGUGCUGAAAAAAGGUGUGGUUGUGGAGAAAGGCARCCACGAAGAAUUAAUGGCAUURAAUGGCAUAUACGCAGAGCUGUAUAUGAUGCAGCAAGUGGCUUAACCAAUGGUUCCCCUUAGAAUUAUUGUUGGUAGUAACCUGAUAUCUACAUAAAGUCAAUUCGAUAUUAAUGUAGCAUUAACUUUAUUGUUAUUUUAUGUGUAAAAUAUAUAAAUACAUAGAAUUAAAACUAAA